Messenger RNA from Cucumis melo (muskmelon), 826 nucleotides. Its product is annotated as PRA1 family protein F3. The transcript has a single exon. The coding region runs from base 188 to 772 and encodes 194 amino acids. The record is from RefSeq and is a predicted model, not a curated record. Gene Ontology annotation, biological process: vesicle-mediated transport. Gene Ontology annotation, cellular component: Golgi apparatus; endoplasmic reticulum. Lineage: Eukaryota; Viridiplantae; Streptophyta; Magnoliopsida; Cucurbitales; Cucurbitaceae.
GGUACCCAAACAUUUUAUUGUAAUUACCAUUCUACCCCUAAAGUAAGACAAACCAAUUCUUAGGUUUCAACUACUCACCGACGAAGCAUUCCAUCCGUCGGUCAGAUUCACAAACUUUCCUCCUCUCUCUCCGUCGUCUUCCCCAAAUCUCCUCUUCAUAAUUGACGGAAUAUCCGCCGCCGCUUCGAUGACCUCCUACGGCACUAUCCCCACCUCCACCGCUCCCGGAACCUCCUCCGACCUCGACUUCGUCUCCCGCGGCAAACAGCGUCUCAAAGCCGGCCUCGCCACUCGAGUUCCAUGGCGGCUCAUGUUCGAUUUCCACUCCUUCACUCUCCCUUUCAACUUUCACGAAACUUUCUCUCGCAUCAAAACCAACAUCGUUUACUUCCGUAUGAAUUACGUCAUUAUUGUCCUCUUGAUUCUCUUCUUUAGCCUCAUCUGGCAUCCGAUCUCCCUCAUCGUCUUCACUGCCAUGCUUGCCGUUUGGUUGUUCCUCUAUUUCCUUCGUGAUGAGCCUCUGAUACUCUUCGGCCGUUUGAUUAACGAUCGACUGGUCAUGGCUGUACUCUCGGUGUUCACUCUUGUGUUCUUGUUUCUGACCAAAGCGACGCUCAAUAUUCUGUUGUCGCUUCUGAUCGGUGCUGUGCUAGUGCUGAUCCAUGCCGCUCUGAGGAAGACGGAUGAUCUGUUCUUAGAUGAAGGAGCUACUACAGUCUACACUUUCGGUUCGGAUGCUCCUGGAACUUCAGUUUCUCUAUAUUCAUCGUAAUGUUCAAUUUGAUUUCCAUCUCCAAUGAAGUUUAAUGGUGUCUUUAUUCAUCAA